Molecule: messenger RNA, 1525 nt
Organism: Melitaea cinxia (Glanville fritillary)
Lineage: Eukaryota; Metazoa; Arthropoda; Insecta; Lepidoptera; Nymphalidae
Gene: Jheh-lp1
Product: juvenile hormone epoxide hydrolase-like
Exons: 7
Coding region: 1-1407 (468 amino acids)
Biological process (GO): epoxide metabolic process
Molecular function (GO): epoxide hydrolase activity
Source: RefSeq, a predicted model, not a curated record
AUGAAUGAUAAUUGGGAUAAUGUUUUAGUGCAGAUGAUAAAAUCAUUCUCUCUAUUUGCUGUAGCAGCUGUAGUCAUCGGAGUCGGGACGUAUUACUACCUCUGGAGAGUUCCAGAUAUGCCUAAACUAGAUUUUGAACGAUGGUGGGGAAACGGUGAUAAACCAAAUGAAGACGAUAAAACUAUAAGAGCAUUUAAAAUUGUAUUCAAUGAAACGAUGAUCGAAGAUUUAAAAUACAGAUUAAGAAACAGGCGUCCUUAUACUCAACCUUUAGAAGGAAUGCAAUCUGAAUACGGAAUUAACACGAUAUACUUGGACAAAAUAUUGCAGUAUUGGCACGAUAAAUAUAAUUUUAAAAAGAGGGUCGAUCUCCUUAAUAGAUAUCCUCAUUAUAAAACCAAGAUUCAAGGACUUGAUAUACAUUUUAUCAGAGUGAAACCUGAGUCAACGAACAAGAAAAUACUUCCUAUAUUGCUGAUGCAUGGAUGGCCAAGUUCAUCUAAAGAGUUUGACAAAGUUAUUCCAAUGCUCACCACGCCUAGAACAGAAUAUGAUUUUGUGUUUGAAGUGAUUGCUGUCGAUUUACCAGGUUUUGGAUUUUCAGAGGGCACAAAUAAACCCGGGUUGACUCCAGUUCAGAUCGGUAUUAUUAUGAGAAAUCUAAUGAAAAGGAUUGGUAUUGACAAAUUCUACAUUCAAGCAGGCGAUUGGGGUUCCCAAGCCGCAACCCACAUGUGUACUAUAUUCCCCGACGAAAUACUCGGAUUUCAUUCAAACAUGCCACUGUCUUCUAGAUCAAUAAGUAACUUGAAAUACGUCAUCGGAUCAAUGUUUCCUAGUUUGUUUGUUGAAAGCAAACACAAGCAUAGAUUGUACCCUCUAAAAGACUUUUUUUUAUAUCUGGUCAGAGAAAGUGGUUAUUUUCAUUUGCAGGCGACGAAACCUGAUACAAUAGGAGCCGCAGUAACAGAUACUCCCGCUGGGAUGGCAGCUUACGUUUUUGAAAAAAUCGGUGUAUGCUCAAAUAAAAAACAAUUACAUACACAACACGGUGGACUAGAUAAUAUAGAUAUUGAUGACUUGCUAGACACGGCUACCAUUUUGUGGGCAAAUGCAUGCAUUACCACCUCUAUGAGAAUAUACGCAGAAGCGUUCGCGUGGCCUGAAACGUACAUAGUACACGACAUUCCAACAAAAGUACCGACAGCGGCUGUAAACUUUCUUCACGAAGUGAUCUAUCAACCUGAUUGGAUAUUAAGGGACAAAUUUAUAAAUUUAGUGCAUUCCACUACAUUAGAUUUUGGUGGACAUUUCGCAGCAAUGCAAACACCUAAGGAAUUAGUUGACGAUGUUUUCGCAUCAGUCAAUGAAUUCAUUAAAUUUAACACAAAAAAUGGUAAAAAAUAAUAAAGAUAACUCUGAUAUCAAUAAAAUGUACUUAAACGUAAUUGAUUUGCUCAAUAUCCGUAAGAUACAAUAUUUCAUUUGUUUCUUAAUAAAAAAUAUUUUUGUCAUUGUAAAACUA